Medicago truncatula (barrel medic) is the source of this 1479-nucleotide messenger RNA. RefSeq lists its product as uncharacterized. The transcript has 11 exons. The record is from RefSeq and is a predicted model, not a curated record. Lineage: Eukaryota; Viridiplantae; Streptophyta; Magnoliopsida; Fabales; Fabaceae. The coding region runs from base 143 to 1126 and encodes 327 amino acids.
GGGUACAAGGUAACGAGCGAAUGAUUGGGGUAUGCGUGAUGAGCUUCAGACAACAACCCUCACUUUCUCUUUCUCUCUCUUAAAACCUACUAUCACUCCUCUCUUGUAAUAGGUAGCAAGGAACUUCAACCAAAAAAGAAAGAUGAGUGAUCCUGAGGGAAACACAAACGGUGAUGAAGAUCCUGAAACUUCUACCGUCGUCGAGAAAGCUAAGGAAUGUGAGAACGAGGAUUGGCCACCCGAAGACGAGGACGAAGUAGAGAAAGAAAGAUCGGAAGAAAGGAAAAGGGCGGAGGACUGGAAAAAAACAGUUGGUGGAAGUCGAGAUUUUUAUUAUUUUAUGCUUAGAGCUUCUAUGAUCCGCGCGGAAAUUAGAGCGGAGGGCCUUUUGGGAUGUUGCCUUAGGCGCAACCUACUCUGUCUGGAAUGGAGCGAGACUUAUACUGCACUUAUGGUGGACUAUUUUAACUUCAUUUUUCCACGCAUUAGUGUGCAAAUAGCUGCGAUUGAGGAGUCCCUGAUUUUUUUCUAUGGAAAAAAGGAAUCCCCGAACAAAUCUGUUGCACAAAUUGAUAAGGAUAUCCUUGAGGCAAACCUUCAUUGCCUUGAGCGCCUAAUGAUGUUACUUGGUGGCAAAACAUUGAGAGAUGUUAUUAAUAGAAUGAAAGUUGUCUUCCAAAACAAUGACAUCAAACUGUUAAGAGAUGCUACACAGCAGGCGAGAAAUGUUUCAGACAAGCUGUUUAAGCUACUUCAGGCUUAUUUUAAGCUUGGAGUCAAUUUGGGGCUACCGGAGGCUAAAUCUAUCGUGGUUUUCUCUGUUUCUGUCGAGCGUUUUAAGAACUCAGCUGAUAUGACUGCUAUGAAAGCAUAUGAAGUAUUGCAAAAAUUCGAUAAGAUGGCUUCUGGUGGUAUUGAAACUUCAUCAAAUCGUGAGACUCUAACACUGCUUGAUAGACUUUUCAAGAACAAGCCACCAUCUGAUCCAGUGAGCGAUGAAGUGACUAGAGCAUGUGACUUUAUUGAUGGAUGUACCGAAGAACAGAUAUCUGCUUUUUAUAAAAAGGAAUGGGAGAGCAAAGCUGGUUUUGGGGCAUGGUUUGCAAAGAAGGAGUUGGGAGGAUAGCAUAGUUCUAUAAUCAUCAAACUUGAGAGUUUAACUACUACUGUGAUGAUGAUUUGAUUAGGAAGAUUUAUUUAGGUCAAGUAUUACGUUAGUUCGUAGAACCAUUUUCAAAUUUUUUUUGCUGGUAUUGAUGGACCAGCUUGCCUAAAUAGAGUGAUGCUAAAUCUUGCGAAUUUUUGGAAUACUCUCUUUUUCUUAAUGAUCGGAAUUGGCUAAUUUUUUCACCUCAAAAAUAGGACCACCGUCUGAACUACGGUGUUAGUUAUAAAGUUUAAUUUUCUCAUUUCUUUCCGGAUUAAUUAGAUAUUAUUGUUGCGCUUACCCUAUAAAAUGUUAGUGUUGAAAUUCUAUUA